CCGAAGGUAUAUGCUGUGUUCACCGUGCCCAAACAGCCCCAUGGCAUCCACUACUUGGUCAGCGAGUUCAUCGAAGGCGAGAUGCUCGACGAGACAAAGUGGAUAGCUCUGGAUGAUAAAGCGCGGGAGAUUAUUUGCUCAAAGCUUUCGGAGCAGUUUCAACUACUCUGGGCCGUUCCAUCCGAAGGAUGCUACGGUCGAGUCCAUCAUCAAGCCUUCAGUUCCGACUUCAAUCUCUUCUAUCUCCGCCCCAAAGGCAUGCAAGGACCCUACAACUGUUAUGAGGACUGCGUUUCGGCCAUGUAUGCUUCUGCCGAGCUGCGCGCAGCUACAACGGCCAUAACUCCCGAAUUCCGUCACGAUGCGGUAGAAUACUUACCUGAGUUCAAACCAACCUUGAUGAGAACAAGGGGUUAUAAACCUACGCUUACUCAUUUGGACCCGCAGUUUCGUAAUAUCAUUACGCGGUCGAUUAAGGGAGCCGAGGGGGAAAUAAAGGACUGGGAAGUUGUCCUAAUUGAUUGGGACAGUCUUGCCUGGCUCCCAGGAUUUGUUCAUGGCAGCUGGCGUAGGAAGGGCAAAGGAUCAGUGAGGAAAGCAUGA
Molecule: messenger RNA, 603 nt
Organism: Mytilinidion resinicola
Lineage: Eukaryota; Fungi; Ascomycota; Dothideomycetes; Mytilinidiales; Mytilinidiaceae
Exons: 1
Source: RefSeq, a predicted model, not a curated record